Molecule: messenger RNA, 4157 nt
Organism: Drosophila guanche
Lineage: Eukaryota; Metazoa; Arthropoda; Insecta; Diptera; Drosophilidae
Gene: Flacc
Product: fl(2)d-associated complex component
Exons: 3
Coding region: 205-3942 (1245 amino acids)
Cellular component (GO): RNA N6-methyladenosine methyltransferase complex
Source: RefSeq, a predicted model, not a curated record
UCACACUGUGAGAAAAAAAUGAUGGUGGCAACAAAGUAGUAUAACAUAAAUAAAUAAAAAUUUUGAGAGCGGGAAAAGUCGUUAAGUGAUUUCAAAAAAAACUCCGCGAAGCAUAAGUGGCAGACUCAGGUUUGCGGCGGCCGUCCCCCCACAAGGCACCAGGCUAGCAUUUCGAACCCAAACCACGCUUAAGGACCAGAUCAUAUGGAGAAGAAGACGAAGGAUACACUGAGGAGAUAUAAGAAGUCCUCGCGCCACAAUACCACGCACACGAGCAGCGAGAGCAGCAGCACCGAAUCGGAGAGCGGCAGCAGCUCGUUCAGCAGCACCGACAGCGAGACGGGUCAUGCGGCCAGCCAUGGAGCUGUCCACCAUGGACAUCCGCAUGGCCAUCAUCCGCGCUCCGCGGAGCGUCAUCAUCGCAAGAAGAAGAGCAGCAGGCGGGCGGCCAGCUCGUCGGGCGAUGAGCAGCACCAGCGUCGCAAGCGGGACAAGCGCGAUCAUGUCCAAAAAAAGUUGGUGGCCAAACGGAAUCACAUCAAGCGAAAGCUGAAGGAGGCGCGACUCAAGAAGCGUGCCGCCGCCGCCCUGAGCGGACAUGUCCAUCGCUCGCUGUCGCCGGCCACACGCUCCAAGCUAAAGAAACUGGCAGAACGGAAGCGUUUGCGUGCCGCCAGCAAGGAGCAGCGGGAGCGCGAGAAGCUGCGAGCCGUGCAGCGGGAUCGGGAGCGGGAUCAUCAUCGCUUGGGCAGCAGUCGAUCGCCACCGAGUUCAUCCACCACGACCACAACGAAGAUCCGAAUUCAUCAGGAUGUGGUGGGCAGCAAGCGCCAGAAGAGCCCUGGCCUGGGGCCCAAUGGCACCGGUGCCGGUGGCGGUCAUCCUGGACCCGGUUCGUCGCGCAUGCACCACCAGCUGAUGUCGCGCGAGAAGAUCAUCAUUCAGACGCGUGCCCGCGGACGCACUGCCUCCCUGGAGCGUGAGCGAGAACGAGAGCGGGACAGAGAGCGGGAGCGCGAGAGAGAGCGCCACGAUCUGUCGCUGCGCGAAAGGGAUCGUCGGGAUCGGGACAGGGAGCGCGAGCGAGCGGAGAGAGAGGCGGCACGCGACAAGGAGCGCGCCGAGGCCCUGGCCCGUUGCCAGGAGCGACAGCGCGAGCGAGAGCGACUCGCACGCGAGAAACUGCGCCGCCAGGAGGAGGAUGACGGCAAGCGAGGAAGUGGUGGUGGAAUCGGUGGACGCGACCUCGACCUGCCGCCUUAUGCCAGUCGUGAACGUUCCCUGGAUGCUGUGGAACGAGAGCGCGGCGGUGGUCGCCACAUCCGGGACAAGCGGGAGUUGGAUCCGUACGAGCGCGAGCAGGAGUACAUGGAGGAGCGGCAUGGUCAUGGCCAUGGCCUGAUCGAUGAGAUGCGUCGCUAUCGUCGCCGCGAGCUCAGUCCCCUGCCCGAGCACUAUGUGCCCCGACUGCGUGAUCCACGCGAUCUCUACUCCGAGGAGGAGCGCGAAAGGGCCUACAAGCGGGCAUUCAUGGAUGCGCGUUUCUCGUCGCGUGAACGCGAGGCCUGGCUCGAGGCGCGGGAGCUGAGGGAGCGUGAGCUGCAGGGACGCGACUAUCGGGAGCUGGUGGAGCCCGAGGAGGUCCUCUAUCCGGACGAGCGGGAGCGUGUGAUUCGCGAUCGUGAGCGUGAACGCGAUCGGGAGCGAAAUCUCGACAGAGAGCGCAAUCUGGGGCCACGCGGCGAGUACCGGCCGGAGUGGGAGCGCGACUGGGAUGAUGAUGGCAACAGUGGCGGCGGAGGCGGCGGUGGUGGAGGCGGCGGCAGUGGCACUCCCGGACGUCCCAGCGGCUUUGGGGCUGGCCCGAAGCGCGGCAAACCGCUGCCACAUCCAGGCACUGGCCCACAGCAGGCGGCCCAGCAGCAUCACUCCGCCUCGGAGCCGGACUGGGAUGCGGAUGAGCGGGAACGAGAUCGUGAGAGAGAGCGCGAACGGGAACGAGAACGGGAUCCCCGUGAUGACAGAACGGACAAUGGCAGCGUUGGUGCAGGCAGCGGCGGUGGCAGUGGCGGCGGUGUGGUCAUCAUCAAGAACGAACCCGCCUGGCUGGAGCACGAUCAACGAGAAAAGCCACGCGCCUGGCAGCAGCAGCAGCAACAGCAGCCAUCCAACUCUGGCGGGGAUUGGCGCGACAACGAUGAACCGUUUGGACGUAAAGGUGGCAGUGGCGGUGGUGGUGCCUCCAAUGAUGCUCCACAGCCACCCAACCAUCCGCAUCCCCCGUCGCCCCACCAUCAUGUGCAUCCGCGUGGCGAACGCGGCUCUGGAAGAGGCUUCCGACGCGGCGGCCAUGGCCAUGGGGAUCAUGGAGAGUCUCGUGGUGGUCCCGGCUACAGGUCACAUCCCCCACCAUUGAUGACGCUGCCUGUGCAGCCACCAGGUGGCUAUCAUGGUGCUGGCGGGGGCGGUGGCAGCUCUCGGGGAUUUCCCCACAAGCGGAUGCCGUAUGGUGGCGGUGGACCCAACUGUGAACGUGGCGCCCCGCCCGGUUCUUCGUCGUUUCUCAAGAAGCACAUCCAUGUGCCGCUCGUGUCGCCCACACACCCCGCCCCGCUGCUGCAGUGUCAGGUGUCGGCGGCGGGUGGCAAGCCGCAGCCCGGCAAUGCCGCUGCCGCACAGGCCAGCGCUGUGGCAGCCGCAACAACGGCGGUGGCAGCGGCCAAGGCGGCUGCCCAGAGUGCCGCCAAUGCCACCACCAAUCCGGGCAUACUGGGCCAAGUGAGCGGCGGCAAACCGACGACCCACAUCAAGCUGGAGGAUGCGUCCGAGGACUCGGUGAUGAGCACCCCAAGCCUGUGCACCCAGGACUCAGAGUCGCCCAAUGGCUCGGCCAAUGACAACGAGCUUGUGGGCUGCAGCACCAUCAAGCAGGAGCCACGGCAGCCACCCGCACGAGAGCCAGAGGCGGAGGAGCUGAGCGAAAUCAGCGACAGCGACGAUGACAUACUCAACACAACGGAGAUCAUUCUGGGCAGCAAGCCAACGACGAGCGCUAAUGGUGUGCGGCCCAAGGACGAGCUGCAGCUGGAUGGGGAUCCAUUGGCCGGCACACAGGAGCUCUCCACGGACACACUCUCUCCCAGCACAGCGGAGGAGGUGAAGAGCGAGAGUCCAUCUUCAACUGCGACGACAACAGUAGGACUGAAUGGGGGUACAAUCGGUGGCAAUAUCAAGGUGGAGGAGGUCGAUGAGGUGCUCGACUUUGAGGAGAUAUCCGACGGUGAGCUGGAGGAGGAUGCACGCCACAAAGGCAUUGGUGAUGCUUUGGGCGUGGACUGGCAGGGCCUGAUAGCGGAGACCAGGCAGCAGGCGGAGCAAUCGGCACAGCAGCAGGGCGCGGACAGAGGCACGUCGGCCAAGCAGCGUUGGCAGCCGCAUCGUUUGAUUCUGGACAUGGGCAUAUCGUUUGGCAUGGCCGGCGAGCAGUAUGCACGUCGCGUCAUGGAAGAUGCCCGACAGCAGCUCAUCCAGGAGAAGGAACAGUUGCGACUGGCCGAGGAGCAGGCCCUGCUGCAGCAGCAGCUGGCGGAGGAGCAGGCCGGAGAUCUGGAGGAUCUGCCCAACAAAAAGGAGGAGCCAGCCCUCAAGCGUGCCUCACCGCUGCACGACUAUCGCGACAUUCUGGCCACCGAUCAACUGGCGCCCAUGGCCUGCGUACAGCAGGGACUACGCGGCCUUGCCGCCGAGCGUCAGCGUCUGAUGGGCAAUGUCUGCGGACCGGGCAGCCGUGCGCUUUGCGCCCGCCAAGAUCUUCGCCUGCGACGGCAGCUGUGUGGCCUGCCAGCACGCGAAUGCGAAUUCCCGCGCAACAUGCCCGUGGUGGGGGAGGGACUGCGGCAUCUGGCCAUGCAGAUGUUCCAGCGCAGCCUCGACGUCAAAUGAGAUCCGAUGCGCAGGGAGUGUCAGCGCGCCAGGCCGCAGGCCGCACCCACCUACCAACUGGAUGUGAAAAUCUAUGCUGGUGGCCAGCGCGAGCAGCAGCAGCAGCUGCACCGGAAACGCAAGUGGAAGUGGACAAGGCAGAACGAAGAAUGAACUUGAAUUACAAUACAAAAUUGUUCGAAAUCACGAAAUGAAAUGAAAGGAACCAAACCGAA